UUAGGGGAAUGUAAUGGUUAUUCACGAAUAAUUUGGGCUUUCUUUUCUUUCGAAUGUUUUGAUUAUUUCUCUCACCACUUAGAUGGAAGAGAGCCUCAUUGGAGAAGAUGAUUUCCUUAAUUAUUUUUUAUUAGUUUAAAUUGAUUAAUUUGUAAGCGUUUCUUACGUAUAUCUUUCUAUGAUGAAGUUGAAAACAUUAAUGAAUACGAUGAAAUUAAAUUAUAGACAUAUUAUAAUUGGCCGAAUACUUUUCCUUAUUUGGAAUGACCAAAAAAAUUAAAAUGAUAUUGCCAAAUACCGGUGUCAUAUUUGACGGAUUGUUCUUUAAAAUUUCUUUUGAAAUUAAUUUAUAAUGUCUUCAAAAUUUUUGGAAAAUUAGAUUUUUCUAAUGUUUUUUUAUUAUUUGACAUAAUUUAAACGAUUAUUUUAUGAAAUACUCGUAUAACUAUCAUUUUGAAUAGUAAUUUUGUCAAAAUUGUUCUAACUAUGAAGAUAAGAUAUGUAUAAGUAACAAGAAAAAAAAUGUUAACUUCGGUUGCAUCGAAUACCUUUUACAAAUACGAAAGAUGCCUUUUAUACAAGCACUUGCGAUCCUUAGUUUGUAUAGCAGCUAUCCGCUACAGUAUCGGCCAUUCCGAUAUAUGAUAUAUAUAUUUGUAUAUGAUAUGAGUUUGUAUAUAUAUAGAGACUGAGGGACGGAACGAUAGAGAGACAGACGGACACGGCUAAAUCGACUCAAUUCAUAAACUGAUCAUAUAAAAACUUUAUAAGGUCUGUGAUGUUUCCUUUUGUGUGCUACAAACAGCGUGGAAAACUUAAUAUACCCUGUUAAAAUGCUAUUAAUCUUAUUAACAUUUCAAUUUAAGAAGUAAAAGAAAGUAUAAAAUCGAAGAUAGGUAUUAGGUGUUCAGCAAACCUUGACAUGGUGUCAAUAGAUAAUAGCAUAAAACGUAACUUUUUUGACUUUGCAACCUUCAAACACAGCCCGGGUUCAUUAUGAGAAUCUGCAUUGCUCUAGAAAUUAUAAGCCUGAUAAGCAACAAAGACAAACCUUUAACCAUUGGCAAAAAAAAUUUUUGAAAUCUCAUUAAGAAUAACAUAUUUCAUAGAUACAGUGCAAUCGCGAUUGAGGGAACACGCGAUUGAGGGAACACCUCGGUAGAGGGAACACGUAAUUUUUUUCAUUGACUACUCUGUAGAGGGAACUUUUCAGUUUCAUUAGUACUCAGUUGAGGGAACUGGACCAAAAACAACUAAACAAAAACAAAAAAUAAAUAACAGUGCAUAUGUUUUGUACCGUUUUUUUGCUUUUUUCUAUGCAAUAAAAGCAUGCGGUCGUGUAUUGUUUGUGUUUAAAUGCGUAUACCAAAUCAGUUGGUUUGAAAUUUUUGACACGUGCGCUUCCAAAAUGGCAAAGAAAACGAAGUUGUUUUUAACUUUUAACACAAAAACCGAAAUUUUGGAGAAAAUUUCAAAAGGGACGGGAUGUUCGCAAUUAGCAAAAGAAUAUAAAGUCGCUAAGUCCACAAUAACCCGAAUAAAAAACAAUAAGUCAAAGAUUUUGAAAGCAGCAUCCAAAAUGCACCGCAAAAGAAAGUCCUUUAAGGCUGGAGAAUAUCCACGAAUGGAAAAAAAGCUGUAUGAUUGGUUUAUUAAACAAAGAAGUAAGCAUGUGCCAAUAGGCGGUUCCUCUAUUAGAGUAAAGGCGAAGCAAUUGUUCGAAGAAAUGUACGGAUCAAGCAACAGAUUCAAUGCAAGUUGCGGUUGGCUCAAUGGAUUUAAAAAAAUAUUUGGAAUUCGUCUGUUAAAAGUCUGUGGUGAAAAAUUAUCAUCAAAUCCCGAUGGAGUCCCAGAGUUCAAAAAUAGACUUAAAAAACUAAAGGCUGAGCUUAGUUUAUGCGACGACCAAAUUUACAAUGCGGAUGAAUCCGGCUUGUUCUGGAAAACCUUACCCGAUAAAACUUACGUAAGUUCUUCUGAAAAAACUGCUCCUGGCAGAAAAAUUGAAAAAGCUCGAGUGACAUUUUUGGCAUGCACAAACGCAAGUGGAGUGCACAAGUUAAAACCGUUGGUAAUUGGCAAGGCAAAAAAACCGCGAUCAUUUAAAAAUUUUGAGCUACCGGUCGAGUAUAAAAACUCUAAAAACGCUUGGAUGACUGCAUCAAUUUUCAAAGAAUGGUUUCAUCAUGCUUUUGUGCCACAGGUUACACGUUUCUUGCAAAAACAAGGGCUGCCAUUAAAAGCAGUUUUGAUUUUAGACAAUGCUCCUUGUCACCCUGGAGUAGAAGACUUAAAGUCAGAUUGUGGAUCAAUUUUUACUAUCUUCAUGCCACCAAACGUCACGCCAUUGAUCCAACCGAUGGACCAAAAUGUAAUUAGAUUGACAAAGUUACAUUACAAGACAAAUUUAUUGAGAUCAGCGUUUGGAAAAGCGAACACAGAUGAAUAUUUAAAGAAUUUAAAUUUAAAAGACGCUGUUUGUAUGUUGGCACAUGCAUGGGAACAAUUAAGCCCUGUCGUCGUGGAAAAAUGCUGGCAUCCGCUUUUAAAAGAUGAUGUUUUUAAUGAAGAAGGAGCAAACUGUAGCGAAGAUGACGACAUCCCCUUGAGUGUCUUACGUUCAAAUACAAUUCAGCAACAAUCAACAGAGUAUGCGGAAAUAAAUAAUUUGCUGGAGAGCAUAGAAGUUACGUUUAAUACAGCAGAUUUGGUUGCUUGGGUUUCAACGGAUGACCCUAUUGAAGACUUGAAUAUAGUGGAUGACGUUGCUGUUUUAAGUUCAGAAGAAGACGAAGAACCAAAUGAAAAAUGCAAUAUAACCGCUUCAGAAGCCGUUUCAGGAGGAGGCUGUGAAGCAAUGCCUUAA
This is a messenger RNA of Bactrocera dorsalis (oriental fruit fly), 2866 nucleotides long. RefSeq names its product jerky protein homolog-like. Gene Ontology annotation, cellular component: nucleus. The record is from RefSeq and is a predicted model, not a curated record. Gene Ontology annotation, molecular function: DNA binding. The coding region runs from base 1409 to 2866 and encodes 485 amino acids. The transcript is spliced from 4 exons. Lineage: Eukaryota; Metazoa; Arthropoda; Insecta; Diptera; Tephritidae.